UGCUCUGUAACAGGAGGCACAAUGCAGAUCAUGUUUCUUCUGUGUUUGCUCACUUGUUUUGCGCUGAGCAAUUUUAAUGUUCAGGCGAAAGUGGUCGAUAGCUUUAGUGACGUUAAAGGGUGUAACCAGUUUUUCUACAAAGGCAAAGAACCACAAGGGAUGGAUCAGAAUGCCAAGAAAAUCUGUCAGACAUUUCAAUCCGAAAUAGGCAAAGAAAAAAUAAACCACAUUUAUUAUGCAACUCUCUAUUCUACUUUUGAAAAAAUUCCACUGUACAGUGCUUACAAAUUUGACCCUAAAUGCUCCAGUACUUCAUCACAAUCAUGGCACAUAGAGCCACAGCUUAUUUCUAGAACUGAACCUGAUCACAUGAUGCUUGAGGGAGAUGAUAAACUAAAAGGCAAAAAAGAUGCAAUAAAAAAGACACAAGCCAUCAACAGUGACUAUGAUCACACUGGAUAUGAUCGCGGACAUCUGUAUCCCAACAGUUUCCAAUGUGGUGAGGACAGUAAGGCGACAUUUACACUGACAAAUGCUGCUCCUAUGGAUGCUUGCUUCAACCGCAUUCAUUGGAAGCUCUGGGAGGGUCAUUUGAAAAAAAUUUUAAAGGACAGCCUGAGGAUAAAGAAAGACGUUUAUGAUAGUAAGGCGUCAGCUUACAUUGUCACAGGUACUGUACCUGGUCAGGACAAAAUACCACAAAGCAGAGACCAGAAUUUAAGAGGGGUUACAGUUCCAUCUCACAUCUGGACAGCUGUUUGUUAUGAACACAGCGAAGACCACGACAAGUCUUUUUCCUUUGGAUAUAUAGGAAUAAACCAGCCAGAAUUUAAUAUAAAGUUAAUGAAUGUUUCAGAGAUGAAUAAGCAGCUCAAUCAACUAUAUAAAACAUCAAAUCCAUCAGUUAAGAUUUUUCAUGAUGAUUGUUUCAGUGGCAAACCAGCAUCUGAAGAGGCUAAAAAUCAAUUUUUAAAUCGAAUUAAAUUACCAGCACACCAAAGACUUCAAAUGUCCAAAAGUGCUCAGAACAGCUUACUUGCAAUUUAUGAUGCCAUCAGUAGUGACAGUACAGGUCCUUCAAACACACCUACAGUUCUUGGUGUGACAGCAACAUUCGCCUUUGACAGUUCAAGCUCUCAUUUGACCUCAACUGAAAGAAUGAAAAGAAAGUUUGAAACAUCUUGUGCUGUAACUGAUGUCAAAAAACGUCACACAUCUGAUAAACAAAAAAGGCAAGUGUCUGAGGGGUCUGAAUCUAUUGAAUGUCGGCUGGUCCCAGAGAAAUCUGUUGAUGGCAAGUCUUCAGCUGAUGGCUCUCCAUGCAGCUGUUUUGAGGAUAAUGGUUACAAAUGUUCCACACAAGAAGGCAAAAGCAAAUCGUGCUGCUCCACUCCCUGUCUGUACCAGGAACAACUAAAGGGCUACCGUUGUUACUCAGGUAAGACACAGAUCGAGUGCUCACCCCAGUACUCACUUAUCACGGCUAAAGGAAACAGAUGUCGAGACGAUCACCCCUGUGCCACAUACGGGAAAGACUACUACUGGUGUUUCAUAAACGACAAGUCCUGGGAAUACUGCAGCCCCCCGCUGUGGGGAAGUAGGGCUAAAGAUGGAAAAUACUGCCGCAGCAACUACGCCUGUGCCAAAUACGAUAAAAAUGACCCAUGGUGCUACACAGAUGAUAAAAACUGGAACUCUUGCUGUACUUCUGAUGACUACUUCUCAGCUGUCAACUACAAGACCUGCAAGCCUGAUCACCCAUGUGGUUACCAUGGCAAAGCUUACCUGUGGUGCAACACCACUGAUGGCAGCUGGAAUUACUGUUGCAAAGAGUUCAAAAAAUAGUUUAUCAUGGGACAACCUGGACUAACACAUAAAUAACUAAAACCGAUUUACAUGUUUGAUUGUUUUAACACCUACUAACCUACUAACACCUACUUCCUCUUCUUGUUUUUUUUUUUUUACAUUUGGAUUUGUAAAUAACCUUCAAACAAUGUUAUAGUAGCAAUAAAGUUAUUGCCUGUGAAUUCAACAUACUGUAGCUGAAGAAAAAAAAAAAUCAAUAAAUGAAAACCAGUUGUAGACAUAACAUGAUUAUAAAAAUCAUUCUGUCAUAGUGAGAUUGAAAACUGAAACUGAAAUUCUGAUCAUUAACAUCAUAAAAUGAAUAUGCAUUUUGUAACAAUAAUAAAACACGUUAACAC
Cyprinus carpio (common carp) is the source of this 2204-nucleotide messenger RNA. RefSeq lists its product as uncharacterized. Lineage: Eukaryota; Metazoa; Chordata; Actinopteri; Cypriniformes; Cyprinidae. Gene Ontology annotation, molecular function: hydrolase activity; metal ion binding; nucleic acid binding. The record is from RefSeq and is a predicted model, not a curated record.